CUCAAAUUGGGGGGCUGAUGUCCCUGUACAUCUGGCUCUCGGUUCCCCUAACCCCAUAGUGCAGAACUGGGGCCCGAGUGGACCUCAGAUCUGGCCAGGUCGCCAUUGCCAUGGAGACAGCAGCAGUCCCCAGCCACAGGUUCCCUAAGUGACUGGUUACUCUUUAACGUAUCCACCCACCUUGGGUGAUUAGAAGAAUCAAUAAGAUAACCGGGCGGUGGCAGCUGGCCACACUCACCGCCUUCCUGGUGGACUGGCUCCUGGUGGCUCUGCUGCUGCUGUGUGCGGGCCCCUGCUCCUCCAUGCCCCCGGGUCUCCGGCUGGGUGGACUUGGCCAUGGUCAGUGUGAACGCGCCCCUCGGGGCUCCAGUGGAGAGUCCUUAUGACACGUCCCCGUCAGAAGGCACCAACCUCAACGCGCCCAACAGCCUGGGUGUCAGCGCCUUGUGUGCCAUCUGCGGGGACCGGGCCACAGGCAAACACUACGGUGCCUCGAGCUGUGACGGCUGCAAGGGCUUCUUCCGGAGGAGCGUGCGGAAGAACCACAUGUACUCCUGCAGAUUUAGCCGGCAGUGCGUGGUGGACAAAGACAAGAGGAACCAGUGCCGCUACUGCAGGCUCAAGAAGUGCUUCCGGGCUGGCAUGAAGAAGGAAGCCGUUCAAAAUGAGCGGGACCGGAUCAGCACUCGGAGGUCAAGCUAUGAGGACAGCAGCCUGCCCUCCAUCAACGCGCUCCUGCAGGCAGAGGUCCUGUCCCGACAGAUCACCUCCCCCGUCUCCGGGAUCAAUGGCGACAUUCGAGCUAAGAAGAUCGCCAGCAUCGCAGAUGUGUGUGAGUCCAUGAAGGAGCAGCUGCUGGUUCUCGUCGAGUGGGCCAAGUACAUCCCAGCUUUCUGCGAGCUCCCCCUAGACGACCAGGUGGCCCUGCUCAGAGCCCAUGCUGGCGAGCACCUGCUGCUUGGAGCCACCAAGCGAUCCAUGGUAUUCAAGGACGUGCUGCUCCUAGGCAAUGACUAUAUCGUCCCUCGGCACUGCCCAGAGCUGGCGGAGAUGAGCCGGGUGUCCAUGCGCAUUCUUGACGAGCUGGUGCUGCCCUUCCAGGAGCUGCAGAUCGAUGACAAUGAGUAUGCCUACCUCAAAGCCAUCAUCUUCUUUGACCCAGAUGCCAAGGGGCUGAGUGAUCCAGGGAAGAUCAAGCGGCUGCGUUCCCAGGUGCAGGUGAGCUUGGAGGACUACAUCAAUGACCGCCAGUACGACUCGCGCGGCCGCUUUGGAGAGCUGCUACUGCUGCUGCCCACCCUACAGAGCAUCACCUGGCAGAUGAUCGAGCAGAUCCAGUUCAUCAAGCUCUUCGGCAUGGCCAAGAUUGACAACCUGCUGCAGGAGAUGCUGUUGGGAGGGUCCUCCAGCGAUGCACCCCAUGCCCACCACCCCCUGCACCCUCACCUGAUGCAGGAACACAUGGGAACCAACGUCAUUGUUGCCAACACAAUGCCCACUCACCUCAGCAACGGACAGAUGUCCACCCCUGAGACCCCACAGCCUUCACCACCAGGUGGCUCAGGGUCUGAGCCUUAUAAGCUCCUCCCAGGGGCUGUCGCCACGAUCGUCAAGCCCCUCUCCGCUAUCCCCCAGCCAACCAUCACCAAGCAGGAAGUUAUCUAGCAAGCUGCUGGGGCUUGGGGGCUCCGCUGGCUCCCCUGACUCCCUCCGAGAGUGCCUGGUGAUCAUGUGGUCAUGGCAAAGGCAGACAUGACGCCAGGGCUAGUCCCAGAGCAGGAAUGGAAAAGAUGAAGGGCCUGAGAACAUGGGCUAAGGGCCACAUUCCAUUGCCACCCUUGAUACCCUGCUCUGAAUAACGAGACUUUGACUUGGGGGGGACCCCGGAAAGUCCUCUACUGCCAUGGACAACUUUUCUCAUAUUGAAGCAACUGUCUUCACCUUCAUCCAUGUCCAAACCCUGACUUCACCCCUUCACAGCUUUCUGGAGAUGACUUGAGGCCUUACUUAAACCCAGCUCCCUUCUCCCCUAGCCUGGUGCUCCUCUACUAGCCCCAGCCAUGGUGACCAGACAGAGCCCCGUGAGGCUAGGUCCAAUCGCAGCACUUGGGGCAUCUCGCUCCUCCUCCUUCUGCUGCCCCCACCUCAAACGCCCCCCUCUCUCUGCUCUCACUUCCUCCGCCAUCCUGUCUUCUCCAACACCACCUCUCCAGAGGCUGAGGAAGACUUGGAAACGAUUCCCCCAGUCAUUCUGGUAACACGUUGGAAGCACUGACUGGGGUCAGGCAGGGCAUAGAAGGCCGUGGCUAGGGAAGAUGCCUUCCUCCAACCCCCAGGCACCCUUCAGGGUCCUGGGUGGGUAUUCGGGGUGAGGAUCUCUGCAGGCUUUUCACCUGAGAAAACAAGCCCAGAUUGGCAACUGCAACAGGAACCUGGAGGGAGGCUGGAGUGGGGAGGAAAAGCAUCAGAAAGAAGGAAACCAUGUACUAGGCCUUUGAGAAAGGGGAGAAUUCUGGCCAGUAGAGCAGGAGAGAUGGGACAUUCCAAAGAACAGCCUGAGCCAAGACCUCGAGGUAGGAAGGAUCUAGCAAGGCUGGAGGAAGAAUGAUGUGGGAGAGAGACAAUGAAGAGAGAGAGGGCCUGCUGGAGAGCGCAGGGUCUGGAUACCAGGCUGAGGUCCUGAUCAGCUGCAAGGGGUAUGCAGGGAGCUGGGCUUCUGGGAAAUGAACACAGCAGUUCUGCAGAGGAUGGGAGACGGGGAGCUGGGUAGGGUGGCUGAUAUAAUGCGGGUGGGAGUAAUGAGGCUUGGGGCUGGCAAGGACAGAUGGGUAAACCUUCACAUCAGAGUGACAUCCGGGAGCAAUGAUCUCCCAAGGCCGGUCUCAAGUUCUGCCUUACUCCCAGGCACUAUUGUAAGGCAUAUGACGUGCACCGUCUCAUUUAAUCCUCCCUUCCUCCCCAUUAACCUAGAGAUUGUCUUUGUUUUUGUUUUUUAUUCUCCCCUCCCCCAGCACUCACCCACCCCACCACCCCCUAGCGAUUGUUACGGAAGAUGGAAUUGUGUUCUACACAUGCUCUGAGCCAAAAGAGGUGAAGUGAUUUUUUUCUGAAACUCACACAACUAGGAAGUGGCUGAGUCAGGACUUGAACCCAGGUCUCCCUGGAUCAGAACAGGAGCUCUUAACUACAGUGGCUCAAUAGCUUCUCCAAAGGCUCCCUUCGUUCUCACCGUAAUCAAGUUGAGGAGCUUCUGGUUCCCUUCGCCAGCCUCAGAAGCCACCACUCGUUCUUCUGGGAGCCCUGCCCACUCCCAGGACUAAGACUGGCCUGAGGCUGCACCAAAAUUCACUUAGAGUGGAGCAUCCUGUUUGCUGAUAAAUAUUAAGAAGAAUUCAUGACUCUUGACAGCUUUUCUCUCUUCACUCCCCAAGUCUAGGGGAGGGGCGGCAGGGGUCUGUUUCCUGGGAGCCAGGGUCAUCUGGCCUCUUGGUGUGGGGGUGGGACAGUGUGCCCAUGGGGGGGCAGGGGAGGACUAAGCAGGCCUGGGUUUGAGGCCUGCUCUGGGGACCGUCACUCCAGGCGCAUUCUGGAAACAUUAGACCCCCCAAUGGAGCGACCAGCAUGUCAUCCAUGUGAAAUCUUGGUGGCUUUGGGGACAUUCUGGAAAAUGCCACUGACCAGUGUGAGCAAAAGGAAUGCGUCCUGGGGCUGGAGGUGUGAUUAGGUAGGAGGGGAACUGUUAGGCUGACUUCUGCCCCCCCGAUCAACACUGACCCCUCUGAGUGGGUAGAGCCAGUGCCCCGUCCCCAGAAAUCCCACCAUUAGUGAUUGUUCUUUAUGUGUAAGAGGCAUGAAGAAGUAUUGGGGAGAUGGGUCAGAGAGGAGUCGCCACACCCCCAGGGCAGUCCCAGCCAAGCCCCCAGUCCCAGGAGAGACUGCACGCCUCUCAGAGCUCCCAAGACUUCCUCCACCACCUCACUAAGUGCCCCCGAAAUCCCCGCCAGACAGCUCAGCCUGGUCUGCAGCAAGGCAGGGAAGCUGGAACCACUUCUGGGUGUUGUGGUCAUUCCGCUCUGUUCCUCCUCCCCUCCCUCCAGUGUUGCUCAGGCCUCUGUCACGGGAGCAAAGCUGAGAUAAGAAUGUCCCAUGGAGUGCAGUGGGCACAGUGGCCCUUCAUGGGAGCAAUCUUUUGGAGCAGGGGGUCAGUUCUCUGCUGGGAAUCUACCCCUUUCUGGAUGAGAAACCCAUUCCACUUUCAUAAAUUUAUUGUAAUGUGAGAAACACAAAGUUUACUUUUUUGACUCUAAAUUGACACGACAUUAGAAAAAUCUCUUUCUUUUUUUUUUCUACCUGAAUUGUGGUCCUAAAACGUAAAAUCUGAUGGACUAACAGAGGGUUGCUGGGGGGAUAAGCAUGGGCACAACACUUCCCGCACCAAGACACCCCAAUCUUCAGGCAGGUCUCAGGAGCCUCUAAAAUCCACAUGGCUCUCCUGAAAGUGGCCAGAGGAGAGGAGAGGGUCAGAAAGGAACACUCUUCUGUCUCUUGUCAUGACCAAGACAAUUACUUUUUGCCAAAUUUUUCUGCCAUCUGCCCUGAUUAAGAUGAAUUGUGACAUUUGCAUCAAGCAAUUAUCAAAGCGGGCUGGGUCUCAUCAGACCGACCCACAUCUUUCUGUGGGUGUGAAUGUCAUCAGGUCCUGUGCUGACCCCUGAGCCCCCAUCACUGCCGCCUGAUGGGGCAAAGAAACAAAAAAACAUUUCUUACUCUUGUGUGUUUUAACAAAAGUUUAUAAAACAAAAUAAAUGGCACAUAUGUUUUCUAAGUCCUUGGAUGAGUAUCUUUUCUUUCUUCCAGGUGUCAGAAAUAAGACUGAGUCUUCUGGUUCUACUUGGAGGUUAAAAAAAAUGUUUUAAAGGAAGAAUGAGAAUGGUUUUAUAGUUCUUUGUGAUGUGCAGAAUGUUUUUGUAUCCAUUAUAAUUUUUUCAGUCUUCACAUCAAGAGGUAAGCAGUUAGACGUGAUUAUUCCCUCUUCCCAGAUGAGGAGACUGAGGCUUGUGGAAGUGAUUUAUCUUGAGAGGCAGAGGUAAACAACUAGCCCUGGUCUCCUGACUCCAAGCACAUAGUGUAUGAAGGAACGAAAGUUGAUUCCCCCUCCUGAAGACGGGAGUGGUGAGGGAGAGUACAAUGGAAAGAUCUGGAAGCAUGGCGAGAGGGUCCAAGGGUCUGUCAUCCUCCACCAAGGUCCAAGACAGAGCCGUUUUCUGGGCCACCUCAAUCUGCCAGGAUUGGGAGAUGAGCAGCCUUGGCGGCAUUUCAUAAAAGCAAAUGAUUUUGCUGUUGUUAUUGUUGUUUUAUUUUUCGAAGGACAAGGCUGUGCAUAGCGGCUCACAUCUGUAACCCCAGCACUUUGGGAGGCUGAGCCAGGAGGAUCACUUGAGCUCAGGAGUUUGAGACCAGCCAGAGCAACAUAGGGAAACCCCAUCUCUACAGAAAAUUUUAAAAUUAGCCAUGUGUGGUGGUGUGCACCUAUAGUACCAGCUACUCUGAAGGAUGAGGAGAAAGGAUUGCUUCCCCCCAUGAGUUCGAGGCUGCAGUGAGCUAUGAACGCACAACUGCACUACAGCCUGGGUGAAAGAGCAAGACCCUGUCUCAAAACAGAAAUAAUAAGUAAAAAAAAUAAAAGCAAGGGAUGCACUUGAGAAUCUCCAGCCAGACCUGUAGCUACUUAGGUCCUCUCCAUGGCUAAACUAUUAUAGAAGGUGGCCUUGUGUCUCAGCCACAGCAUCACAUCACUCGGGAUUGUACUGGAGCUGGCUUAUUAGAGCUGACUGCUAGCUUCUCUUUCCAACUCAAUGUUUGCCAAUGUCAUGCUGAUAGCUUGAAAUUGGCUAUUGCUGGAGUGUUUACACUGCAAGGACUAGCAAGCUAUACAGAGCAGGGCUUUUGUUCCUGGAGAGCCGGUUGUUAACAUUCACCAGCACACAACAGCAUUUGGCAAUAGCUGGACUGUGGGAUGGCUGCAUACAGGGACAUCUUCAUUGGGGAUGAGGGUAGAGCAGGGUGAUCCUUUUAGCUCUUCCUUAAAGGAGGAGACAAAAGUUCUGGUCUGGGAGGCACACGUCUUGCUGAUCACUGUAAACUUGGGCAGUUCACUCUACCGCUCCGAGCCUCAUCUGCAAAGUGGGAAUGAUCGCUCCCUACAGGAAAGAUGUCAAAAUGCAAUGGAAUGAAAUCACAGUAACUGUGAGAGCUCCCGUUACAUGGGCAGUACAAGUGAACUCUUCAUGUGCCCCUUUCUAGCACGAGGUUAACUAUUAAGCUCUCCAGCCUCCAGAGCACCCAUUCGCGGUCUGCCUGAUCCCUAGGGCCCCUCCCGCCUUCCCCUGUGCCUUCCCUCUACCCGUCAGCACCAGGAAAUGUUUUCGAUAACGUUGCAAUGGAGGCCUUGUCCAUGCCGCCGCCAUCAGGGACAUGGGGGAGUGGGGGCCAGAGGAGACUAUUUCAGUCCUAAAUUGUGCUUAAUAAAUCCAUAUCAAAACC
Cebus imitator (Panamanian white-faced capuchin) is the source of this 6543-nucleotide messenger RNA. RefSeq names its product hepatocyte nuclear factor 4 alpha (gene HNF4A). Lineage: Eukaryota; Metazoa; Chordata; Mammalia; Primates; Cebidae. The coding region runs from base 337 to 1665 and encodes 442 amino acids. The record is from RefSeq and is a predicted model, not a curated record. Gene Ontology annotation, biological process: cell differentiation; positive regulation of transcription by RNA polymerase II; anatomical structure development. Gene Ontology annotation, molecular function: zinc ion binding; nuclear receptor activity; RNA polymerase II cis-regulatory region sequence-specific DNA binding. The transcript has 10 exons.